Lactuca virosa is the source of this 501-nucleotide messenger RNA. NCBI's taxonomy places the organism in Eukaryota, Viridiplantae, Streptophyta, Magnoliopsida, Asterales, Asteraceae. The record is from the annotation of a GenBank genome assembly.
AUGUUAGUGCCUGAAACUAAUGAUGAAGAUGAAGAGGAUAAUGAAGAAACCAACAAUUCUUCCAGUGAUACUGAUGGAGAUGAUGAGGUGUCAGAUAAUGAUGAAGAGAAAUCCAGUUCAUUAGCUCUUGAGUUUGAUCUACCAUCAUCAAAUUCUCCAAUCAUUACCAGUGCUCCUCCUCCAAGAUUAAACAAGCAUAUUUGCUUUCCUUCCUCUUCUCCAUUACCAUCUCCUCCUCCUAAGGUUUCAAAGCAUGAACAUACUCUACCACAACUUGACACUGCACUUCUGCAGUCAUCUUCAAUUCAAACUACUAAUGAAGUUCCACUAUCACCUCCUCUACAAACUGCAGCUCCUAUUCCUCGGAUCUCGACUCCUCAAAUUGUUAUUACCUUUCAGGGGGAGUCAUGUUCUACAAACUUUCAAGCAUUAUUGCUUUCUCAGCUUAAAUUACUGGUAAACUUGACAGAAUCCCUAGAGCAACGUCUUAGCAAGGGUUGA